AUGACUGGAAAGCAGCAGACGAGCGACGUCCGUCCGCGCGUCGACGCGUCCGGCACACGUCUCCCGUCUUUUCGUGCUUCGAGCGACGCAGCCACAGCCAGUGGCUCGACGCGACGGCCCAAGUUCGUGCCAAAAGCGGCUAAACGUCGUACCGCGCUGGAAACCGGACGCGAAGAGGACGUCGGUGUUGGCGCCCAGCGCUCGUACGAUGCAAAGCCGCACUCGAUCGGCGCAGGAGCGCUUCGACACGACGAUCGGGGACGCAGGGAAGGCAGAGGCCCAGGUCGUGGAGGUGGUCGUGGACGAGGUCGUGGACGGGGACGGGGCUUCUUGCCAAGUGGUAAAGUUGCGUUCGUCGGCACGCUCUCGAGUGGGUCGUCGUACGGUGGAGGCAGCAACACACCCGCUCCACGAACGACGUCGGCGUAUGCCGAUUACUCAGCUGCAGGUGGCACCGGUAUUAGUGUACUGGAUGAAGCAGAGAUGCCCGGCGGCAAGGUGGCGAUCGUCGAAGAAGAGCAGGUGUGGCCGCCAGUAAUCAAGUCGGUCAUGGAGCCCAUGAGUUUACCGAUCGUGCGACCGCCGGAACCGGAGAGUGCUGGCGCUAUCUUUUGCGGCCCAAGCGGCGACUUGGUGGCGAUGGAUGAUUCGCUGUUUUUCAUUCAGCUGCCGACGACGUUGCCACUGUCAAGUGUUGUGACCAAAGUUACUAAAGCUGAUGAAGACGAUCCGAUGGACGGUGCGGAAGAUGCAAAAGAGCAGGAAACGAAGAAGACGAAGGAGAACGCAAGCUCGGACGAGUCUCCUGACGACGGAGUGUUUGACCACUCGAUUGAGACUGCGCCGGGCGGAUAUAUUGGCAAGAUCUGCGUGCACAAGUCGGGCAAGAUGGUGCUAAUGCUCGGCGACAAGCAGUUUGAUGUAGCAGCGGCCCAGACGCCGUCUUUUUGUGAAGAGAUUUAUGCCGUGAACACGAGUGAGAAGCAGUUGAGCAUUCUGGGCAACGUGGAGCGCCAUCUCGUUGUGACCCCGGACUUUGACGUGCUGCUGCAUUAG
This is a messenger RNA of Hyaloperonospora brassicae, 1056 nucleotides long. Lineage: Eukaryota; Oomycota; Peronosporomycetes; Peronosporales; Peronosporaceae. The record is from the annotation of a GenBank genome assembly.